Cyprinodon variegatus (sheepshead minnow) is the source of this 6160-nucleotide messenger RNA. RefSeq names its product cylindromatosis (turban tumor syndrome) (gene cyld). Gene Ontology annotation, cellular component: cytosol. The record is from RefSeq and is a predicted model, not a curated record. The transcript is spliced from 17 exons. Gene Ontology annotation, molecular function: cysteine-type deubiquitinase activity; K63-linked deubiquitinase activity. Gene Ontology annotation, biological process: regulation of mitotic cell cycle; protein K63-linked deubiquitination; positive regulation of extrinsic apoptotic signaling pathway. Bases 397 to 3246 code for a protein of 949 amino acids. Lineage: Eukaryota; Metazoa; Chordata; Actinopteri; Cyprinodontiformes; Cyprinodontidae.
CAACGGUGAGGUCGUCUCCUGUAAAUAAUAAAUGUAGACUAUGUAAGCUGCGUUAUAGCGUAUUGUUUCGUUUUUCCCCCUAAUGUGGAACAAAUAUUUAAAUGCUUCUUGUUCAUUUCAGUAGUGGCAGCCCUCUGACCGUAGAAUUAGCUGUCGCCACGGCUAACGUUAGCCUGACACUCAGCUGUUUUGAACGCUAGCGAUAGCUAGCUAGCGGCUGAGCUAACACAGGUUACAACAGGGAGAAUUUAUCAUGCCUUUAAAAGCCGCUUUUUAACUGUGAUGAGCGCAUGAGAUGAUCUGUCAGUCACCAGUAGCCUCUGAGUGACCUGCCGCGUCUCGAAGACCAUCAGUCAAGCUUGUCUUGGCGCUUGGCCUCCAGUCUGCCAUGCAGCUAUGAGCUCUGCCCUGUGGAGCGGGGACAAGGCUAGCGGGGGCUUCAGGGAGGACUGGCGCUUCUACAUGGUUGUGAAGGAAUGCUCUGUGGAGAAGCCUACCCAAAAGACCCUGAGGAUUCCCCGUGGUAGCCUCGGCCAGGCCUGCCAGGAGCGCAACAGCCUGGGCCGAACGCUUCCCCCAUGCAAGGGCAAGAAGAGCCUCCGUAUCCUGGACCAGACCAACGUGGUGCUGAGCCUAGAUGAGCGGGACGUGGUGGAGCUGGACGAGAAGCUGGCUGAGCUGCUUUUCCCCAUCACCAACUGUGAGGAGCGAUACAACUUGCUCUCUGACGAGGAACGGCUCGAACGCGUCCGAGACAUCGACUGUGGCUCCAAGGUGCGCGUCCAGCUGCGCUCGGGGGAUGAACCUCUACCUGGAGUGGUGCGUUUCAAAGGCUCGCUGCUUCCCGACCGAGCCCUCUCCGGAAUCUGGUUUGGAGUCGAGCUCCUGGAGGAGGGUCGGGGCCAGGGCUUCACGGAGGGCUCCUACCAGGGCCGGCAGCUCUUCCGUUGUGAGGAAGAGUGUGGCGUGUUUGUUGCCUUGGAUAAGCUGGAACUCUGGGAGGACGAUGAUAAUGAAAGUUUGGGCCAGCUAGAGGUGAAUCAGAUCAGACUGGAGGACGACCAGGACUAUCCUCCGCUGGAGAUCAACUCCAGGGUGGUGCUGAGAGAGGAGCCGGAGAGAGGAACCGUCAUCUUUUGUGACCUGCUACCAGGGAAUGAGAGCCAUGGUUACUAUGUGGGAGUGGACAUGGACAAUCCUAUAGGGAACUGGGAUGGUAUGAUUGAAGGGAAGCUGGUGUGUAAUUUUGCCAGUUUGGAGCACACUCGACUCGUCCACAUCAGUGACGUAAUGCCAGAAUAUCCCAUGCAGAACCAAAGGCUGCCAAUGCACAGUUUUGCCCCCAGAGGCAGUGACAAAUCCUCCUCUGGCCAAAGCAAACCAAAGAGCAAAGGAUUAGCUCAUCAGUGUGGCAGUAGGAGCAAGUCUGAGUUUUACUAUACUUUAAAUGGCAGCUCUCUUGACCCCCCAGCUCAGCCCAAAUCCAAAAGCACAUGGUACAUUGAUGAAGUAGGAGAAGACCCCGCCAAGUCACUCACCGACACCCCACCUGAAUUCAACCAGUCUCCUCCACCAUCCAGAGCCCCACCCGCAACUUCACUGUCAAGUGACAACAAGUUCCACUCGCUGCCCUUUAGCCUGAACCGUAAGACCCCUGAGAAUAUAAGCCAAGGGCCCAUCUCACUUUCUGUUGGGUCUGUAAUGGGAGAGCAGCUCGAGCCUCCAUCGCCUGCUAACCCUCCGUCUCCUCGGCCUCCGACGCCUCCCCGAGGGCAGUCAGGUCUUGAGGUGGGCUCACUGGUGGAGGUGAAGGAGAACCCCCCUCUAUGUGGUGUUAUCCGCUGGGUGGGCCUGCCUCCUGGCCUGCUGGAGCCUUUGGCUGGACUGGAGCUGGAAGAAGAGUGCCCUGGAUGCACUGAUGGCACCUUCAAAGGGACUCGCUACUUCACCUGCCCACCCAAAAAAGCUCUGUUUGUGAAGCUCAAAUGUUGUCGGCCUGACUCCCGCUUCCCCUCCCUGCACCAUUCCUCCAACCCCAUAGAGCGGUGCAACUCUAUUGCAUUUGGAGGUUAUCUGAGUGAGGUAGUGCAUGAGAACACUCCACCUCGGACAGAGAACGAUGGUCUGGAUGUUAUGGUGGGGAAAAAGAAAGGCAUUCAAGGCCACUACAACUCCUGCUACCUGGAUUCAACUCUAUUCUGUCUUUUCUCCUUCAGCUCUGUACUGGACACGGUUCUGCUGAGGCCACGUUCAAAAACUGACGUGGAAUAUUACAGAGAGACUCAGGAGCUGCUACGCACAGAGAUAGUCAAUCCACUGCGCAUACAUGGGUACGUUUGUGCCACGAAAGUGAUGAAGCUCAGGAGGAUCCUCGAGAAAGUAGAAGCUGCCUCAGGAUUUACGUCUGAAGAAAAAGAUCCUGAGGAGUUCCUUAAUAUCCUGUUUCAUCACAUAUUAAGAGUGGAUCCACUCCUGAAGCUAAGGUCUGCAGGUCAGAAAGUCCAGGACUGUUACUUUUACCAAAUCUUUAUGGACAAGAAGGACAAGGUCGGAGUUCCAACCAUCCAGCAGCUUCUGGAGUGGUCCUUCAUAAACAGUGACUUAAAAUUUGCAGAGGCUCCGUCUUGCCUUAUCAUCCAGAUGCCACGCUUCGGCAAGGACUUCAAAAUGUUCAACAAGAUUUUUCCCUCCUUGGAGUUAGACAUCACAGACCUUCUUGAAGACACUCCGAGGGAAUGUCGCAUCUGUGGAGGCCUGGCUCUCUACGAAUGCAGAGACUGUUAUGAGGACGGGGAUAUCACUGCUGGCAAGAUUAAGCAGUUCUGUGAAAAGUGCAAUACACAGGUUCACCUCCACCCGAGAAGAAAAGCCCAUCGACACAACAAACUAUCCGUCCCCAAGGAGCUGCAGGAAGGCACGGGGCGUCAGGGCGGUUUCCCCCGCCAGCGGAUGGAGCUGUUUGCUGUGCUGUGCAUCGAAACCAGUCACUACGUGGCCUUCGUCAAGUACGGCAGCGCCGAUUCUGCCUGGCUUUUCUUCGACAGCAUGGCGGACCGUGAUGGGGGCCAGAAUGGUUUCAACAUACCGCAGGUGUCUCCCUGUCCCGAAGUGGAAGCCUAUCUGAAAAUGACCCCAGAGGAGCUGCACACCUUGGACCCCAAGAGCAUCCAGGGCCAGGCGCGACGUCUGCUCUGCGACGCCUAUAUGUGCAUGUAUCAGAGCUCGACCAUGAGCCUUUACAAGUAGAUUCCUCUGUCUAAAGCCUACGCCUUUCAUCCUCUGCCACUCCAUCUCCACUUCUUCAGCCUGGAGGUUCAGAGAAAGACCUGAACUCAUAGCAGAGAAGUUGUCUCCCAGCAGAAUGGGGUGCCGGGGCGUGCUGCAGUAUCUGGAGCUAUCCUCUCCCUCAAAGCCGGCUCAUUUCGGGAAGUUAGGGAGAUGGACAAGAGAAGAGAGAAGCCUAUUUGCACUGUGCAUUAGUUUAAAGUAUUGUGUUCUUUAUGUAGUCCUAUGUAGCUUUCAUGUGUCUCACAGCUGCACGUCGGCAGUGGUUAAUGAAGCCAAAGUAGGUAUUAUGAGGAUCCACUCCCUGUUUAGGGAGGAUGGGCGGCAGAGCGUGUUGCGUCGUAGUGGCUGACUAAACAUGUGCAGCGAAAACAAAUGGAGCCUGUGGGAGGACCUUGCUCACCUCAUUUACCUUAAGAAAAGAGGAGUCCUGCUAUUCUAAAUCACUGUAAAACAUGGGAGCAUCCAUAUCACACAUUAAGGAAGCAACACGAUGUAGAAUACCUUUCACCCAGCCUAUAUGUGCUGUAUUGAAACCUUGUGCAAAAUCUCUUAGUAGCAUAGAUUUCUCCGGGUAGUAACAGUAUAGUUGUCAACUGGGUGUGCAGUCGCAUUAUGCCCAUGCUCUUCUGCUCUAUAUGACCUGGCGUCCAUUUUUCCAUAACCUCUGUAGAAACGUCCUUCACUGUAUGAUUUGCAGGAUAAAUGCAGCCUUAGUGAAAGUAUCGUGCUUUGCCACAGACGUCGGCACCUUUCCACCAUCUCCAAGUGGACCUAUCAGGAAACGUUUAAGUUUUUCUUUCUUCCACUCGCCCCCGUUUGAAGUCACACUGAGUGCUAAUUUGUUGGCUGGGGGACAUCAGAGUUUUGUUACAGAAUACAGAUUCGCUCCUCUGCUGUAGCUCUAAAGAAUGGCCUGCAUCGCUAAUGCAGAGUAGGUGGCAGAUAAAUGCAUGAAAGGAGGCUUGUACAAUGGCUUCUAUUGUAACGCUGCUCGGUGGAGCGCUCUGUGCAUUCACAGGGUCAAUGAGGUGAAAAACUGGAGAAGUCUGGCUGUUUUUUCCUCGAGUCGAGCGUGUGUGGUGUGAAGAAAUGCCGCGUCUGGCUCUUUGUGUUAACGAGGAAGUCUGAAUUAUGUUUUAUGUUUACAAAGCCUCUCUUCCCCUCCCCCUGCCUGUCCUGACAGGUCUGAUUUCCAGCUGAAGCAAAGUAUUGACUCUUACUGCCUUUAAUGAAGGUGUGACCUGUGAGAUUUCCAGCCUGACCCUAGAUAACAGAACAGAUCUGAUCAAAUAUAAUUUAUUUAAACUCUAAUUAUAACAAAGUCUGAAAAAAAAGAAAGAAACAGGGUUGAUGACGUUGGGUACUCUCUGUCCACUUUCACUGUAUAUUUAAGUGAGUGUUUGUACUUUAUGUUGUCUUAUAGCAACUACUGAUUUUUAACGGGGACUCAAUUAUCAGUUAACAAGGGAUGGGAAAAGAAAAAGGCACAAUGGGUGUAACCAUGGGACACCAUAUAUCUGUGUAUUUAAAGAGGACAUUUUAUUAAAGAAUUAAAACUGACCCACAUGGCUUCGAUUAUGUUCCACUUUUACAGAAAAUGAAUUUCUAAGGUGGUUAACUGGUUUCACAUCCCACAGAAUUCAGGAAAAAAAAAAAAAAUUUCAAACUGCAGACAGCAUUAGACAAAUGCAGCUCAAACCAGAUGUUUACAUAUUUGGAUUAUUUUCAAUGCCAUGAGCAUAAAUGUGGCCAAACUUUUCCUGGUUUAGGUCAGUUUGGAUUACCAGCUGUAUUUCUAUGUGCUAAAUGCCAAAAUAAUUAUCUUUUUUUUAAUUGCUGCUUCUUCCUAGCUGAGUGGAGUUUCAGCCCAUUCUGGCAGCAGGAUUCAUGCUUCAGGUGGUUUUCUCCAAAAAGCCUUUUGUUCUUUGAUUGAUGCACAGAUUUCACCCGAAAACACUUUCUUCUCUGGGACACAGAACUGAGCAGUAUGAGGACAUUCCCAUAGAUGGGUACGAUUUCCAGAUGCCUGAAGUUGACAUAUUCAUCAGUGCAAAUUAGGACUAAAACAACUGAAAUUAUCUCUCAUUUAGUAAUCAUUAACUGGAUUAUUGAGACAAGAAAAAUUGCUAUUAGCUGAGAUAGCAAAAGAUUUUGAGAAGUAAUUAUCCAAAAAAUUGUAAAAAAAAAAAAAUAUAUAUUAACAUUUUAUUUGGAAGAUGAAAAACCCCUUUUCUCCAUUUAUACUGUACAAUGUUUUUAUAAAUUAUUAUAGCUAAGGACGGCAACCACAAAACAGGCUGAAAUCGAAGACAACUGGACUUUUGCUCAAAUAUUCCGGUUAAGUUUCCACAUGAUCCAGGAGUCCUUGUCAAGUCGUAAAGCUGUGACUAAAGAAAAGGAUGAAUUAAUCAGGGUCUACAGUUUUCUUCCUCUCUUGGUUGAAGUCAUACAAUAAAUGUUAUGUUCGAGGUGUUGCUUUAAGAUACUUCAUCAGGUGUGCCUUGCAAAGCCAUCACAUAAUCGUCUGAGCUUUUCCAAAUAAUUUUAUUAUAGACUUGUAGACAUUUUAAUGGUUAUAAAGUUCAUUUUAAACAAAGUCUUCACAAAUAUCUUAUUAUUUUGGCUUUUAGCAAAUAAUAAUGAUCUGAGUUAUCCUGACCUAAAAAAGGAAAAAUUAAUUUAUUUCACUGUUUUGUCUUUUUUUUUUAACUGUAUGUAAAUAUUUGCCUUCAGCUGUAGGUGUUACCUUGAUCCAUUCAUGUCACAGAUUUUGGCUGUGAGAAUAAAGUCAAAGGGAAGCUUUAAAAUGAAACCUUUUUGGCUUUGUAGUCACGCUCAAUGUCACAGGGAAUCUAACAGAGGAACUUCUUGU